CCUAUCCCAGGAACUCUGUUAAAUAUAAACAAUUGGACGCUUGGGCAAGACUGAAUACUUCAUACGUGUGACCUUCAUGGACAAUAAGAUGCUACAGGAUCCUUGGAUGCCACUUUAUUCAAAAUCACACUUUUGUGCAUUUGCUCCUUUUCCGCGCUCUACCUGGGUCCAUCCAAAUGUGCCCCGAGACAGUUUCGAUCUUGUCUGUAAAAUUAUUUGGAGCAGAAUGACGGCGCGGCUCAGAGAAGGUGAAAGUUUACCACAGGGGUCGUCAGAUAAAGUCUGCAUCUCAAAACAGCAGCAGGACACCCGGGCAAAGGAGUGGCAGAGGGACAUCAAUGAUUUUGGUGUGAGCACACAGUAUGAAGUGGACAAGAAGCAAUGCCCCACUGACUUCACUCUUUCAUGCCCUUACCUCUCAGGCCACAUACAUCCCAAUGUUGCCAAACCUGCACGGGAAACAAGCCCUGCAGUGAAACUAGUAAUUAAACUAAAUAAUAAGGAGGCAAAAAGAAGGGAAAAGUUGGGGAAAGAUACUAAAGAUAAAGGGACGGUGAUAGAAAGUCCUGUCAAAAAGAUGUUGGCAACUCAAACCAGCAGCAGACACGAACAGAGCGCAGAGGACCAUGACUCACAUCUUCCCUCUAAAGUAACUGACGAAAUGGGUAAAAGAGAGGAUGAGCCAGAUACAAAAAGUGUCUCAGACGGAAACUCUGGUAAUAAUGAUGAAUUUGUCAAUCUACCUGAGAUGCAAACUUUCGCCAAUAAUAGUGAUGGUGUCAGCUUAGUGAGUGACACAAAUGAGGAGAGGGGAAAUAAAAUUCCACACUUGUUUGAUGAUUCAAGCUCUGACAGGAAGCAGGAUUCCCAAUCUAGCAAAGAGAAAGACUUUCCUCAAAUAUCCACCAACAGGGCUGGCAACCUCCUCUGUCCCACAGAGCCUUCAGCUUUGGGGAAAGCACAUGGGCAGUGGGAGACUCCCCUUUCGCUCCACCUACAUAAAAAUCCCACUGCCACUCUGGCAAGUGGCACGAGUGCCCCUGUGCAGGCUCCAGUGCAAAGCAAAGCACUUAAAGCAAACUCCAAAACCGACACAUCACCAGUGCAGCAGCAGGCUUAUGACCUAUUGGCUGACUUCCCGGCUCUCCAGCCCCCAGAGAAGCCUUCAGCACUGGAUGCGUUGCGUCACAGGAAUCCCAAGACCAAAGCGGCUGAGGUGAAAAGAGGUCUUUCUCACUCAACAAAUCAUUGCCAAGGCAGUGGGGUUUCCCAUGAGAAGAGAGUGGAAAAUGUGCCCCGUGAGGUCGCCUCCAUCUGUUCAGGAGAUCAGGAAUCAGUGCUGAACAUUCAAAAAUUUGGCUUGGUCAGUCAAUGCAACUCUCCUACUGUCAGCUGUGAGGAAACGAAGGCCAACGUCCAGCAGCCUCCUCGAGUUACAGGUGCAGACUGUGGGGGUGUUAAUGCCAGGUCCUGGGCUAUUGCUGCCAAGGCAGGCAGGAAGCAAGCGGCUGCCGUCCAGGAGAAAGCAAGGCCUUGUAUCUUUCAAAGGGUAGCUACCAUUACUGGAGCUAAAGCACCACAUUCUGCUGAUCAAAAGUCUGCCAACAAAGUGAAAGCUUCCCAUUAUGGAACCAGGCUAAAGGAGGCAGCUAUGUGUCAAGACCCCAAAUCCUGCAUCCUCAGUUGCUCUGCUAAACCUGAUGACCCUGAACAUCAGCUGAUGGCAGCAGGUGUAUGUGGAACUCUACAACAAAUGGUGAGGGCCAGACGAGUCCCUCCUAAAAACAACCAUGUGUGA
Molecule: messenger RNA, 1798 nt
Organism: Melanotaenia boesemani (Boeseman's rainbowfish)
Lineage: Eukaryota; Metazoa; Chordata; Actinopteri; Atheriniformes; Melanotaeniidae
Exons: 7
Coding region: 77-1798 (573 amino acids)
Source: RefSeq, a predicted model, not a curated record